CAGUGCAGUACAGCGAUCACAAGCUCUUUUCACACCGAUGUCAACUAUUUUCGCAAAUGUCUGUAGGCUAGCUAGCUCUCUAGCUCUACCAGGGAAUAUCAAAACAACAGACGAAACGAACUGCAUGUAGACUCUAAAGAAUACUGCAUCGCCAAUUGUGGAGUCUUUGUCAGUUUCGUGCCCGCUCGUGGCCGUUGCUGUUAUUGUCGGGGAGCGGAAGAGCGUUUUAGCGUAGGUUUAUCGUACGGUCCCUUCUUUAUCGUUUGCCUUUCUUCGCACCGCGGUCAGCUGUGAAUUUCCUGCCAUCAAUGACUGGCAGCCACGGAACAUCGGUGCACACAUCUGCACUACUCUCUGUAGAGGAUACAGUCUGAGCUGGAACACCUGCCAAAGCUGCCAGUAUGCCUCCCAAACGGAAGAAGAGUGCGAAGAACAAGCUUGCCAAGAUGACUGAAGAGGAACGCGCCGAGUACCUCAAGCAGCAGCUCAUCAAAGAAGAGCAGAUGAAGAAGCAGAAGGAAGAGUUGCUGGUGCUGUUCCUCAAGGAGAAGCUGGUCAAGGAGGAGAGGGCCGCCCGGCACAACAUGGUGCGAAUACAGAACCAGUGGAUCCACAUCAUGAGACUGUUCAAGGCACGUGACCUGAAGAGCGAGAUCGAGUCGCUGUCUAAGGAGUUUGAAAAGCAGAUCGAUCGCAAGAUGGCUAUCACACAGAGUCUCAUUACGGACAUGGAGCAGAGCGAAGAGCAGCAGAUGAUGCGCAUGAGACGAUAUGCGGAAAGCCUGGACGAGCUUAUUGCUCUUCAAGCCCAGCGACUCGUUGACCUGGAGAAUGCCUUCGAGACGGAGUUGGCCACUCUGGAAACGGAGUUUGAAGAGGAACGGAGUUUGAUGAUAGCACUGCACAAAAAGAACUUGUCCGACGAGGCCGACAUUCGUUUCUGCAUCCGGACAAAGUUCACGAAAGAGGAGGAGACGGCAAAGGCCGAGUUCCAGAUGGAAUGUGAUGAGCUGAAGAACAAGAAUCUUGAAGAUAAACACUCGUUGCGGAUGAUGCUGGAACAGCAGCUUGCCGACAUGUGGGACGAGUUCCGAAGGACGACCAAGGACUACCAGGAGUGCACCCAGGAACGGCGCAAGCAGUUUGACGCUCUCAAGGAUCGCGACCAGAAGCUGAGCAAGGAGAUUGAUGAACAGGGCAAGAAGCUAAAGUUGCUGGAGCGGAAAAUCGAGGGCUGCAAACGAGAGCUGAAGUCUACAACUCAAGUGGCUACGGAGCGGCAAAGGAUGUUGAAAGAGCAAAAGGCAAGUCUUCUCUCUCAGUUUCAAGACAUGAAGGGGUACAUGACACAGUUCUCGCAGGCGGAAAUGAGAAAGCUGAAACGACUGUGCACGCAGAGCGAAGACUGCAUCCGAGAUGUCGAUCAGAAAGUCAAACUGGGAGAGGAGGUGCUGUCGCUAGCCGAGAUCUGUCGUCAUUACGAGACCGAGCAGGAGAAGAUUCUACCGUUCUACACAACCGCGGUGGACUCUGAUCCUGAGCUAGUACUGGCGCAGCAGGUCGAGCGCAAUGCCGAAUUUCCGGAGGACUUGAGACAGGUCGUGGAUCUGUCAGAGACCUUGGAGGGCUUCUGGAAGCGAUUCAACAAGGUGAAACUGGACGACUUGGCGGUGAGCAAGGAACUGGACCAGGCCAAGGAACACAACAAGAAUCUCCAGGCUGUACUGGGGAAAUACUUGGAAGGUCUGUCCGUGCCACAGAAUGUCAUGGCUCAGGCCAACCCGCUUGUUGUGGUGAAGCGACAUGCUCCACAGGCCAGGGAUCCAGCAGUACAGGCUCGGAGUAUCCUGCCAGUGGGUGCCGACAAACAGAAAUCGUCCUCUGGGGCCACGACGGCCGCUGCUGCUGCCGGUGCGGCUGCUCUCAGGCGAGCCAAUCAGAAGCCCGUCGUCGAGGCAGCGCAUGCCGUUAAGAACCUGACGUUAGCGUGAGAUCUUGGGUACUUCGUCCGUAACGGUGGAGUACUUGGCCAUGCGCGAACACAUGCUGAUGUAUGGAUGUGAUGCAAUGACACACCAAUGUGAACAUGCGGUCAUGUGCUUCCUGGCUUGCACCGUUCCUUCCAGUCGGCCGAAGACUGCACUUUUCGUGUGUCCUCAGCAUCGCAGACUCCGGUUUUCCCAUCGCUCUUGAUCAUUCUCGGAAGCGAUCAUCGACUUGCCGUGCGUUCAUGAGAGCCGUGUGGUCGUCCCUCACCUCGUGUACCACAUUCGGCGCACCUUAUGUACCUUGGAACGUUUACUCUAUGUAUUCUUCUUGAGCUGCUCGUUGUAACACUCA
Sycon ciliatum is the source of this 2340-nucleotide messenger RNA. RefSeq names its product dynein regulatory complex subunit 2-like. NCBI's taxonomy places the organism in Eukaryota, Metazoa, Porifera, Calcarea, Leucosolenida, Sycettidae. The coding region runs from base 402 to 1991 and encodes 529 amino acids. The record is from RefSeq and is a predicted model, not a curated record. The transcript has 15 exons. Gene Ontology annotation, cellular component: axoneme; axonemal dynein complex. Gene Ontology annotation, biological process: cilium-dependent cell motility; regulation of cilium movement; axonemal dynein complex assembly.